AUGGUGACACCAAGGAGGUUUCGUACUGUUUGUAACCUAUUGUGUACAAUGAGGGUUGGAUGUCCGAGCCUCCAUUGGAAGAUUGUGUGGCUGCUGUUAGAAGAUCUGUGGUUGGAGUCAGAAGCUAGAAAGCAGGAGCUCAUUAAUUUAUUCUAA
This is a messenger RNA of Nezara viridula (southern green stink bug), 156 nucleotides long. The record is from the annotation of a GenBank genome assembly. NCBI's taxonomy places the organism in Eukaryota, Metazoa, Arthropoda, Insecta, Hemiptera, Pentatomidae.